AUGAAAGGUUUUAAAAGUUUCCGUAUCCCAAACUCGCGCGGCAACUCGCGCGGCACCUCGGACCGCGAGUCACCCAACAACAUCAUCGAGAUCUCGCCUACCGGCGACGUUAUUCUUGCCGUUGGCGAAGGCGACCAGCAAAAGCGCCUACGCGUCGAAUCUGCCGUCCUCUGUCACAGCUCAAAGGUAUUUGCGGCCAUGUCCUCCCCCCCUUGGGUUGAGAGUGAGGGUCUCGGCUCAGCGGCCCCCAAGGAAAUCCGCCUGCCGGAGGAUAGCUUCGAGGCGAUGAAAGCCAUCUGUUAUAUCGUCCACUCUCAAAACAGCCUCGUUCCUGUCUCGAUGACAGCGCAAAAGUUUCUCAACGUCGUACUCCACGUCGACAAGUACGAUCUUGGGCGGGCUCUCCAAGCUACAAGAGAGUCAUGGUGGCGUCGGUUCCUGAAUAUCGUCGACGGCCUGAGUGAGGUGGAUUUAAUCCACCUGAUUGCGGCGGCGCACUUGCUCAAGGAAGAUACCAUGUUUCCCAAGCUCACCAUUUGUCUCGUGGUGAGAAAUACCUCCACGGACACCUACACCGACUUCAUGGAAGACCCGUUUCUGGCGGAUCUGCUACCUGCAAAGCUUUUCGGUAUGUAUUUCACAAUAUGUGUCCCCAAACCAAAGGUGCUUGAAGUGCUCGGAAGCAUGCCUAUAUCAUGUAUCUACGAUGUUGGACCCAUCAAGGCUAACCAAGUCGGUGACUCACUCUAG
Molecule: messenger RNA, 750 nt
Organism: Neurospora tetraspora
Lineage: Eukaryota; Fungi; Ascomycota; Sordariomycetes; Sordariales; Sordariaceae
Exons: 1
Coding region: 1-750 (249 amino acids)
Molecular function (GO): protein binding
Source: RefSeq, a predicted model, not a curated record